This is a messenger RNA of Misgurnus anguillicaudatus (oriental weatherfish), 1731 nucleotides long. Lineage: Eukaryota; Metazoa; Chordata; Actinopteri; Cypriniformes; Cobitidae. The record is from RefSeq and is a predicted model, not a curated record.
AUGCAGACCAUCAAGGGACAUGACCACUUUGGCACUGUGAAGGAAGUGUGCAAGGAACCACGCUCAUACAUCAUCGAGUCUAACGGAGGGACCUACAGGAGAAAUCGCCGCCACAUCCUCCCAGUCGCCGAGCCACCACCACUACAGGUCGACCCAGCAGACUUUGAUUGUCAAUACGCCAAUCCGGCUACACCAGUCAGUCCCCCAUACACACCACAAACACCACACAUACCUCGAGAGACCCAGGUAACACCUCAGCCUACCAGCAAUCAGCAGAGGCCUGCUGUUCAGUCUCCAACGAAGGUAAUACCAGGCACAAGUUUAUUUUAUCCAUUUGGAACUGGAGACACAGAAAAUGAACGCGCUGAUGAUGGAAGUUCUGAAGUGAUUUAUCUCCUGCAACCGUUUAUAUUUUUUGGACUUACAUACAACCAAAUUUAUGUCAACAACAAUGGUCACUUGACUUUUGAUGUGGCAUGGGACAGCAACAUUCCAUACAGCUUUUCUGGAUAUGAUGGGAAAGACAUCAUUGCUCCAUUCUGGACUAAUAUUGAUAACAGUUUCCACGGUGUUAUCUCAUAUCAGCAGUACACCUCUGGCAGUGUCCUGACACAAGCUACAGAAGACAUAAACCAAUACUUCCCUGAUCUGAGCUUUUCUGCUUCAUGGGUCUUUGUUGCAACAUGGGACAGAGUGCAGUAUCGUUCAUAUUUAGGAACAGAAACAUCUUUUCAAGUGGUUUUGAUUUCAAAUGGCAAUUUCUCAUUUGUUUUAAUGAACUAUGGUAAAAUUGCUCGGUCACAAAGAUUUGUACAGGCUGGUUAUGACACCAUCAACUCUAGCUACUAUUUCUCAAUUACUGAAUCACUGCAGGACUUCUCAAGCUUAACAUACAGCAGCAAUGUCAAUGUUUCAGGCAGAUGGGCCUUCAGAGCAGACCUUGGAUCACGGUGUCAAUUCAAUGACACAGGUCCAUUUUAUCCAUUUGGAACUGGAGACACAGAAAAUGAACGCGCUGAUGAUGGAAGUUCUGCAGUGAUUUAUCUCCUGCAACCGUUUGUAUUUUUUGGACUCACAUACAACCAAAUUUAUGUUAACAACAAUGGAGACUUGACUUUUAAUGCAAAAUUCUACAGCUACUCUCCAUACAGCUUCCCAGCACAUGGUGGGAUAGACAUCAUUGCUCCAUUCUGGACUGAUAUUGAUAACCGUUUCAACGGUGUUAUCUCAUAUCGGCAGUACACCUCUGGCAGUGUCCUGACACAAGCUACACAAGACAUAAACCAAUACUUCCCUGAUCUGAGCUUUUCUGCUUCAUGGGUCUUUGUUGCAACAUGGGACAGAGUGGCGUAUUUUUCAAAUUCAGGAACAGAAACAUCUUUCCAAGUGGUUUUGAUUUCAAAUGGCAUUUUUUCAUUUGUUUUAAUGAACUAUGGCACAAUUGCUCGGUCACAAAGAUUUGUACAGGCUGGUUAUGAUACCAUCGACUCGGGCUACUAUUUCUCAAUUACUGAAUCACUGCAGAAUGACUUCACAUACUUAACAUACAGCAGCAAUGUCAAUGUUUCAGGCAGAUGGGCAUUCAGAACAGACCUUGGAUCACGGUGUCAAUUCAAUGGAGAGGGCUCUGAGCUCGGUAUUUGUCCUGAGCCCAGAGCACUCCCCAACAAAGGGAGGGCUCCAGGCUCUGUAUUAGGCCUGAAUCCAGAACACCUCCCGUAUUCAGGUUAG